AUUGAUCAGUAGAAAACUCAGUGUAACACCCAAAGCAAAGACAGGCCUACGCCAGACCUCCGCUCGAACUGCCGCCCAUCUCCACUGAACUGCACGCUGCACCCAAACGAGACCGUGUUAAGACAUUCACCAUUUCAUCCGAACGCUCCCACAGCGCCACGAUGGCCGCGGCCGUCGCAAACCCCGUCGUGGUUGACACAAGCAUGAGGCCUUCUCGCCCUGCCUUCCUCUCCGCUCGCACUCGCACCAUCAGCUACAAGCGACAAAACGGCAACGUCGUCACGCUAGACCUGCACAAGGACUCCCAGGCCGCCGAAAGUCUGCGAGAAUUGGCGAAGAAGAACCCGACUACGGAACAGGAUAAGAAGUUUCUGGCGCAGGUGGAGAGUGGUGAGCCGGCGCAAGGACUUGUCGCGGGUGUGUAUGACGCACUGUCUAUCUGGAUCAUGGACGCCAUCGAGAUUGCCAUGUUCGGUCCUUAUGAUGAGCCAAAGUAAAACAACAACAUUGGACAAUUUCAAGCAUCAGACCUGGAGGUGGAGGGCUAGGAGGUAGAGGAGCAU
Messenger RNA from Zymoseptoria tritici IPO323, 563 nucleotides. RefSeq lists its product as uncharacterized. The record is from RefSeq and is a predicted model, not a curated record. The transcript has a single exon. Lineage: Eukaryota; Fungi; Ascomycota; Dothideomycetes; Mycosphaerellales; Mycosphaerellaceae. The coding region runs from base 162 to 497 and encodes 111 amino acids.